UCUCCAACUCUAAUCCCUGAGGAUUCACACCUGUUCAGAGCAUCAUUUUCUUUCAUCCUGGCUUCACUGAAACUCAUUUUUCAGCUAAACCAUCACAUGCAUGUUUUCAGAGGGCUGGGAUGGACAGUUUGAUCCAUGGUGCUGGUGACACUUCAGUCUUGGUGAGAUGUCCUUGAGUGGCAACACAACCCAGUCUUCUUUGUCAGCGUCACCUUUUCCUUUGAUCUUCAACAGCUCCACCCCUCCACAAUCCUCAGCUUGGGAGAAAGAGCGAGCCAGCCAUGGGUCUGUACAGGACUGGCCAGGGAAUGAGACCCAGCUCCUCUCAGACUUCGCCAUUCUGGAGCAUGAUGAGCAGUGCCACAUGUCUCCUGUUCUGACAGCAUGCCUUGUAGCCUGGUACAGUGUUACAAUGGUGCUAGGGUUGGUGGGCAACAUUGGCCUCAUUUGCAUCAUUGCCCGCCGCAGAGAAAAGGUCAAUGUCACCAGCAUUUUCAUCUGCAACCUGUCAUUCUCUGACAUUCUGGUAUGUGUCUUCUGCCUCCCUUUCACUGUCAUAUACACAAUCAUGGACCACUGGGUGUUUGGCUCGCUGUUAUGUCGCCUGGUGCCGUUCAUCCAGUGUGUCUCUGUGAGUGUGUCAGUGCUGUCUCUAGUGUUUAUCGCCUUAGAAAGGCACCAGCUUAUCAUUAACCCCUCUGGAUGGAAACCAAGUGUUCCUCAGGCCUACAUGGCAAUUGUUCUCAUUUGGAUACUGGCCUGCUUCACAUCUUUGCCUUUCUUAGCCUUUCAGCUGCUCACAAAUGAGCCCUAUACCAAUGUAAUCCUGCCCGUGUCAUCGGUACAUGACCAAGAUUUUCCUCAUGCUUAUCUCAACACAUCUCCUACUCAUACAUACAAAAACCUGUCUGCGCUUCAAAAUUCAUACCGUUCCCUCUUUUCUUACGUCCCCACCUCUUCACAUAUGGAAGCCUGUGUGGAACACUGGCCAUCCCAGGGUCACAGGGUCGCUUACACCACAUGGCUUCUGCUGUUCCAGUACUGUGGGCCACUGUUUUUGGUCCUGCUCUGUUAUGUUAGAGUUAUUGUGCGGCUCCGUCACCGCAAAGAAAUGUUGGACCGCGCCCGGACCCCCGAGUGCCAGCGCAUGACCCACAGCCGCCGGAUCAACAUCAUGCUGGUUGCUCUCAUAACAGUCUUUGCCCUUUGCUGGCUUCCGCUCACCAUCUUCAACGUGGUGUCAGACUGGAACCAGGAGGCUCUGCCCGUCUGUUACCACAACCUGCUGUUCUCCCUCUGCCACCUGCUGGCCAUGUCCUCCACCUGCAUUAACCCCGUCAUCUACGGAUUCCUGAACUCCAACUUUAGGCAAGAGGUGAGCGAGGUGCUCCUACACUGCCGCUGUUUCCCACUAGAGGAAGAGUGUGAGCAAUAUCCCAUGUCCACUGUGCACAUUGAAGUGUCCCAUACCUCUGUGCCUCUAACCUGCAGGAGCAACUCUGUGUGACACUGAUGCUUCAGCCUAAAGGAUCCUUCUUACGUAAACUGUACAGUUGUAAGACAAACUGUUGCUGUUUGUUCUUACUUUAAUGUCAAUAGAUCCAUUUAAAAAGCAGCUUAAAGCUAUUUAUUGUAAAUUUAUAUGUUUAAAAAAAAAGUUCACCACAAGUUUAUGUAAAAAAAAAAUCUAUGUUUUGUGUUAAAUAAAUAUUAACUGAACUUAAACUAGGACGAAACUGUACUUUUGUAUGAUACCAGUAUGUAACAUAACAUGGUGCAAUCAGUCAGCCCAGCAAGUCAUUGAAGCCUUGUUUCCACAACUUUGGCUCAACUCAACUUUGCUAUACUCAGUUUCUCAUUUCCACCUCAAUGUGCAUGGGGUCGUUAUAACAACGUCAUUGUUAUCUGACAAAGACAACAACGAUGGAGGACAUCGAAAGAGUGGUAUAAGUCUAUAAGUCUAUGGGUUUUUCUCAGACUUGGAAACCACGGUGUUGGUUUUUGUUGCUGGGUUUCACCUUUCCAUUUGCACCUAAUGACAAACCCUAAAAACAAGGUCGAGUCCAGUCAAACAGGUACUUGUAGAAAACAGGCAUUAGUCAUUGACGCAUUACUAUGAAACAGAUUCCCAAAGUGUGGGCUGGAGCCACAAUAGGCUGCGAGUGUACUACAGGUACAGAAAUUCCAUAAAAUGGAUUUAUUUAUUUAAAAAGUGAAUAAAAAUGAUAAGAUGCGGUUAGUUUGUUAUAUUACUUAUUAAUCCAACCUAUAUUUGCUUCUCUUGUAUUGAAGUUUAUAUCCCAGUAGCAGGUGGGUCCCAUAUUGACCAUAGUAUUUUACGUAUGACUUGGUAACUUUAGCAAUUUCUAGCCAAAAGCCUGUUUAUGUUUUUUGAAUAACAUUUUCAAGGAAAUACAUCUCUUUUUAUUGUAUUUUAAUUGAAGUGAAAUUUUAAAAUGGGUGUGCCCCAUGGGAUCUUCUAGUUUUUAAUUGGGCUGAAGCACUCUUGACUUUGGGAAUCGCUGCUAUAAACAAUGGUGGUGCGGAAAAAGCAAAACUUUUUGAGGAAUUUAAAGUAAGGGUUAAAAGAAAUAUCACGUCAAAAGAAAUGCACAACACCUAAGAAAAAAUCUCAACACACCCACUGGUAAAAUGCUGCCUGCAGUGGUGAAAAUUGUAGUCAACAUUUGCAUAACAAAAAAUACCUUUAAAGUGCAACGUUUUGUCAGUGGUUUAAAGUGAAGUGUUUCAUACCGUGUCUUACUAUGAGCAAACUGCAACUAUAAAGACACUGAAAAAGGAGGUGCAUUUAAUCUUAACUGUUGCUUUUUCAGAAUUUCAUGCUUCAUGCCAUAUACUAUCUUACUGUAUCCUGUUAUUAUGACAUAAAUCCAGCGGGUGUUAGCUUAACUGUGACUUAUAGAAUUACUGCCAGUUAAACAUUUUAACACUUUAAAUUUAUGCUGGAAUCAUAGAACAAAUCCAUAUUGCAGUAUUAUCAACACCUACAGUGGUGACCAGAGAUAAAGGGAAAACAGAAUGAAAGAGUGGAGGACCAUAGUAAAUGCUGAUAUAUUUAUAAGGCAUGAGUGGUCAUUUGACAGGUAUUGCAAUGUUUUAGAAGGACCAGUGUGGUUGGGGUUGUUCAGUUCAGGUGUCUCAAUGAGUCAUCAGACACCAAGAAUAGUCAUUAUUCGUUUUAUUUUUUGCACCUGUUUUCUGUGACAUGUCAAAACCUUUGCUGAAUCAUAUUACUUGUUUAUUAAGUAUAAAACAUGUGUGACCAUACUGUGGCCUUCAGACUCACCGGACCUCAAACCAACAAAAUGCCUAAAGUAAACUUUGAAGUGAUGUGUUACACGGUGGGACGGAAUGCCUCUCAUAAGGAUUCUACUCAUCCUUCCAUACACUUUCAGAGACUGUGAACUGUUCAGAGACUGUUUGUAACAGAGAUUGUUUCAGAGACUGUGCUACCAGUUGUGGUGGUAGCACAGGCCCUAAAUAUAAAUGUUCAUUUCAUUUAUCGUGGAACUGCACGGUGUGCCAUUUUGAGACAUAUUAGACGCUUAUGAAACAAACUGUUUUAUGAGAGACCCCCUGCCGUUGUAUUUCACGUAUUUCAGUACAAUUCAGUCUUUUAUAUUCAUAGUAUCAACCCUGUGAAAUUUCUGUCUUAGCUUUCAUGGUGAAUAAAACACAAGGAGGGUUUUGUUCUGUGAUUGAAGUGACAAAUAAAACUGAAACUUACUAACUUAUAUACAUUGUUAAAUUGCAGGCCUUAAUUUAUUUUUGAUGGGUUCAGUAAAUAUUGAAAUGCUUGGACAUCAAAUGUGCAUGGGCAUGAUUUAAACUACAUCAAAAUGUGUUAAAUAACUUGUUUCGUUGAGGCAGUAUGUUUAUGUUGUUGCAGUAAGUGCUAAGUUUUGCCUGCAUGUGGAUUACUUAAACGUGUCUUAUCUAGAGACUUACUUAUGUGUGAAUUUAAUAAAUUUAUAUUCCUUGAAAGCGUCACAACUAAUAUCUCAAAUAAAUGUCUGUUUUAACUUCGACUACAUUGCCAAAAGUAUU
Messenger RNA from Maylandia zebra (zebra mbuna), 4068 nucleotides. RefSeq names its product neuropeptide Y receptor Y4 (gene npy4r). Lineage: Eukaryota; Metazoa; Chordata; Actinopteri; Cichliformes; Cichlidae. Gene Ontology annotation, biological process: G protein-coupled receptor signaling pathway. Gene Ontology annotation, cellular component: plasma membrane; neuron projection. The record is from RefSeq and is a predicted model, not a curated record. Gene Ontology annotation, molecular function: neuropeptide binding; neuropeptide Y receptor activity.